Molecule: messenger RNA, 30247 nt
Organism: Cinara cedri
Lineage: Eukaryota; Metazoa; Arthropoda; Insecta; Hemiptera; Aphididae
Source: the annotation of a GenBank genome assembly
GACGCGCUUUUGGUGCUACGUGUGUACAACGGUAGUCGCACGCCGCCGGACGUAGUCGUCUUGCACACCACGCACGGCCGCGUACCGCCCGCCCGAAAUACCAGCGCGUAACCGACGGGUUUUCCGCGGACAGUCGCGCAGCAGCUCUUCCGGCAUACGGCGGCACACCGCGGCACGGCUAUCCUGUUGUAUAGGUGGUACACGGCCGAACCGCACGCCCGGGGCGCGGCUACCUCGGACGGACCAUCGCCACGACGUCGCCGCCGUCAUGACGCCCGUCAUCAGUUCGACGACUUGGGUACGAAUACAAUUAUUAAAUUUACAAUAACGAUUGCAUACUAUGUAUUAUUUGAUACGGUUAUUGGAUGCGUUCCCGUAGCGAUAGUAACAUACCGCGGACGACAUACCGCGAUGACGGGAUCCGAUACGGGGGAAAGGAACGACGAUAUUUGUGCAGGACGAUGGGAGGGGGUGGGAGCGAUGAUUUUUGCGAUGGGAGACCGAGGGUGGGGAGGGUAGGGGCGAUUUCGUCCGCGAGUGAGGAUAAUCGCCUCCACCCCUCCGGCGUACAAUAGGUUUUCGAGAGUUCGUACAAUUAUUAUUAUUAUUAUUGCAUUGGAACAGUCGAAAAGCGAAAGGGAUUUCUUCGGAACUCGCUCGCUUAACAGCCGGCAUCCGAGCGAUCGGAAUGGUCUUGGAAAAAGCGAAUUCGUAACCGUUAUCGUUUUAAUAUCAUUAACAAUGUUGCGUACGUACGCGCCGUCUACGGAGUCUGCAAACCAUAGUGUGUGCAUCGUAACGGAUAUCGUGUAAAAAACAAGAAAAAAAAAAAAAAAAACGUAAUCAUAUUGUUACGAGCGAGUGAAUUGUUGUGGUAAUGUGGUAUCUGCCGAUGUAGACCGGUGUUUAUUGAAAAAGUCCGAGUUAUCCACACGUACGGUUCGUGAGCUUUUCCCCCCCGACUCCUCGAGUUAUUUUCGACUUAUCGAGGUUCCACAUGACGUAUAUUAUGUGUGACCGCGGGUCGAUGAUCGCCUCCGGAGACGAAUCCCACCACCGCCGCCACCUCCGCCGUUGUGCGAUCCGAUGACCUACAUAAACGUCGCUCGGUUUUAUUGUCGUACUUACUUAAGUUAUUUAUUUUUUUUUUUUUUUGUUCUCCCAUUCGACCGACCGUUGUGUGCGUGUCCGCGUGAUAGCCACGAACGAACGCCGCGCUCCGAUAUCUCGUCACCGUGCCGGGAAAUCCGGUCGUCGCGCCGUAGGCCGCCGACCGCCUGUGCACGGAGACGUUAUUUUUCCCGAAAAAUCCACCGCCGAAAUCGCGACGAUCCCGAUAUCAUUUCUUCCCCGCGAAUCCGAGACCCGUUUGUUCUCGUUUUCCCGUACACGCCUCUGAUUUCUAUACGAAAUACAAAUAUCAAAUUAAAUGCACAAUAACGUAUCCGCAUAAAAUCUCCAAAUCCCUGAACCGAAUACCUACUUACAGGGCCGAACGUACCGCGGAGCACGUCUAAUAUUUUCACGGCCGGACUCAAUAGCCCCGACUAUAUUGUUCAUAUACGAUUUGUACCCGACACAAUGACGGUAACGAAUUGAUUUUUCCGUUUUAUACGAAAUAUAAUACGGUCUUCUCUUAUUCGCCUCCAUUUCAGUCGCUCUCAUUCUCCACGGUCCGUCCGUCACCGUUUCUUCGCAAUGCACACCAUACGUCCCCGUUAAUGAUCUCUGUAUUCACUCCGUCUUAGUGGCCUACGUCUUUCCCGGUUUGUAUUCACGCUCAAAUUCUUGAUCGAGUUCCUCCUUCCGUCAACGCGCUCAUAACGAUCCCCGCGAUCAGUUCUCGAUCACUUUCGCGGAUCUACUACGAACGCAAGGAAUAUGAAAAGAUACCAUAUUGUUCUAUAAUAUAAUUAAUUUCGCUUGUAAAAUGACGAUCGAACGACGCGAAAGUAAUACUACGUUUUCAACGCAAAGUUUGCGGAAAACUUUGAACAAGACUUUGUUUGAUCGGCUGUAAUUACAUAUAAUGAACUCUUAAUUUAAUUCAAACGGACAGACAAGAGACUGAUCCGCCACUGCCAACAAAAGUGUACGUAUUUCAUAAUAUUAUUAUACGCGUUUUAUAUUCUGCAGUACUGUCGUUAGUAAAUGGGUACCGAGUUUCCGUUUUCAUCCGAGAUAUAAAACGCCUGCGAGUGUGUGCGCGGAUGUUCGUAUUAUUCAACAGAUUACAAAAAGUGAUUUACUCGAAACGGGUAACGAUUUAAAUUGAGAAUAAAUGACCGUCGUGCAGUACUAAUGCACGACGAAACUCAAACGAUUGAAUCGGAUGGCAAUAAAUAUGGGAUGCGUUCCGUGUGAUUCGCUUGGUAAUAAUUUUAAUAAAACCGACAAGAAACGUCGACGAAAAGCCCCGUGAGUGAACGCCUUCCGACGACUUAAUAGUUUAGUGAAUCGUGAAAUACAUACGUUUGAAAACAAUAAAGAUGCUUCUGCUAUUCAAUUGUGGUUUUUUUUUUUUUUAGGUCAAAUAAUGUUACGCGGUUAUAUCCCUCUGGCGCCUUUUGCUGUUUAAAUAGCGCAAGCACAGCAGGCAAAAUCAACAUUUGUUGCCACUAAAAGAAAAUGCGUGUUCAAACGAUAUUGGCUUUUCGGAAUAGUAUUUCUUUAUUUUCCCCUUCUUUUAUAAUAUUGAAUAAAUAUAGAAAUAUAUUCGACCCUACUGGCGUAUUUACUGGUAGGUAAAUACGCGUGUCGUAGUAAUCGAAACGAUUUUUGCCGGUCCAAUCCCAAAAGGAUCGAAAACAAUUGUACGUCGAUUGCGUACAGUGUAUUUAUUAUUAUUAAUAAAUCACGCCCAAAACUAUUACCAUAUAUUUGAACGAAAGAAAUAUCAACUUAGGACCGAUAGAAUGUCGUUGUUCGAAAUCCAGUAAUAAUCUCGCACAAAUCAACUCUCUCAAAUAAAUACGUUUCGAAAAAAAAAAAAAAACCGUUCAUUAUUGAUACGAUUCAUUGACGUGGUUUGAGAAGUGUGUGAAGGGAGGGAGGGUUCUGGUACUUUUUUCUGAAAUUGUUACAAAAACGAUAUUGUGCCCGAGGUCAGAGUGCCUGCAGGAGGGAUACGAGGGUUUGUGUAAUUUUUAACGUAAACGAAUUUGAAAGUGUAUAUGAUUACGGUAACUGUAUACAUUUGGAAAAAUGUUUAACCCCCGCCCCUGAGAUCUGAUUUCGGGAGCUUGGACGUCGGUGCGCCCCCUCCUACCCCCUCCCCCGCCCUUCGAGUGAGCUUAUCAGAUCCGGCGCGUUUUCAUUGUUUUCAAUAUUUAUACACGCGCGACUGUAUAUUAUUAUUACAAUAUUAUUAAAGGUGUAUAAUAUAUAAUAAUAAUAUUAUGACGUACUGCAGUAACGAUGACGACAUAAAUAUCGCGGCCCGCACCAAACCGUGUUCGGGUAAUUAAUUUCAUAAUUUGACGUGAAUGGGGGAUUGUUAUUGGGUAUUUAUCGGAUAGGACGACGCCAGAAAUAAUAUAAUAUACGUAUAAAUUGUACAUAUUAUAAUAAUAAUGAUGAUAAUACAUCCUCGACCUUUGUGUUUAUAAAAUAUGAAUAAUGAAUUAUGUAACCGUUUCGCUUUCACCGCCGCCACGGCCCCAAAACUUUUAUCGAAAAAUAUAAUGUCGAAAACUUUCGUUUCGUUUCGUUUUUUUUUUUUUUUCUGUACAUCGAUAGGUAGUAGGUAUACAGGCGCAGUCAUAAUAGUAGUCGGGGCAGAUAAUACACACCGAUGUCAGAUAGGUAACGGGUACCUGUCUACCUAUUGGGUAGUUUUCGUUGGUUUACCGUGCGGUUUUAUCGGUUUUUCAGCCGUCGAAUCGCAGGCUUCUUCGCGCGCUAUUACUUUAACAAACCUCGCCCAGCCCCAACCCCCUCCCCCCCCCCGGUAACUUCCUAUAAACGUAAUAUUAUUAUUAUACGCGAUGAAAACUAGGUAAUAGCGAUAAUAAUAUUACAACAGCGACGGCAGCCCGCGGUCGAAAACGCUCGGUUUUCGUUAUUAUUAUUAUGGUGUAAUGCCAUGAAUAUAAUAUUACGCGAGUGUACAUAAUAUUAUGUUAUUUACUGCAUACAAUGGGUACCUACGGGGGGCGGGGGGGGGGAGGGUUACAACGGGUACGUACGCGAUAUCGUAUGCGCUAAAGUCGUAACGUCGUCGUCGUACAAAUAUAAUACCGUGCGGCAGUUUAAAACCGAAAACAAAAAUCAUUGCUAACGGAAUGCGAUUCUGAACGAUGUCCGAUUAAACGUGUUUUUCGAAACGCAGUGAUUUUCACAAACAAACGGACAUAAUUCGCACGAUUGGUGGGCCACUGUUGUGGGUGAAAAGUUAAGAAGGUUGAAGGGAAAUGUUAUACGUAUAUCUGCGCGAAAAAUUAAUCGUAGUUAACGAAAAACGAUUCUGAGCGGAAUUCGGUUGUACAUGUUACGCGAAAGACCGUAAUAUUUACGAUUUGAAAAUAACAAAUUUCGUAAAUUUUCCCGUUUUUCCUGAUUUUCCAAUUUAUUAGGAAAAUCCUUAGGAAAAUUAAAAAAAUGACUUUCCUAAAGCAUCACCCCAGUCAAAUUUUCUUUUAGAAAAAGUACUACACUUAAAAAACGGAGCCUAAUUUUUAAUAGAGGAGUUAUUCAUAGAAAAAAAAAAUAAACACCAUUGUAAAACCAAUAUAUUCCUCCUCGCUCCACUCAGAAUCUAAAACUAUUUUUUAAAUUUACUCACCUUAUUUUAUCACUAAGUUCAACUUAAUAAUUUUCAUUCACGUUGGCCCGGCCAAAACAAUUUUAUUCGCAUAAAAACUAAAUAAAACGCGAAAAUAUCUAAUGUCAACAAAUAAUUCAAAAAUCACCAGAUCGUUUAUAAAAUGUUACUACUUCUGGAAAAAGGCAAUAGGUAUACGACUAUUCGGUGAAAAUGUGUUAGGUAUCUACGAUUAUUUUUACAACCUAAUUACAAUAAAAAAAAAAAAAUCAAGAAUAAUAACAAAACCGUUAAGCUUAAAAUCUAUACCUAUAACGAUGUUUAAACGGCCGUUUGAUGAUUGUCGACUAUAAUCGCGUGUCGUCGAGACAUUUAGAACACCACUAUAAUAUAAUAUUAUAAUAGCUACUUAACGAUAACUUAUUACUAUCAUCAUCAAAGAUUCCGAUAUCGUGGUUUUUUUGUAUUUCUUAUCUUACAGUGAUGUCGCGAAAUCAGUGACGCGUGACGAAAGGUAAUUUUUUUUCUUUUCUUCUUUUUAUAGACGAUUUCCUCAGGGGGGGAGAAAUUUAUGUCGAUGAGUUGGCGUGUUAGUAUAACGUAUAUUGAUGCCUUAAACAAACAGUGACUAUGCUCAACAACCUUAUAAGCUGUGAAAAAGACGUUUCUGUUACCCAGCACGGUUUUCCAAAUUUUUACGUUACAGUCAAUUUCACCGUGAAAUAUAAUAACAGUUUUUCAAAAAAUGUCAUACUUAAGUGGCGGAUCAAGAAGAAGGGCUAUAGGGGCGAUAGCCCUCCCGUUCACUCUUCAAUAUAAUAAUAUACAUUCUACUCUUAGCAAUAUUCAUAAUUUAACUCGCCAUAAUUGUCUUACAUGCAUUUUCAAACUUCGAUCUCUUUCUCCAUUAUCUUGUCCUGAUACCACCGCUGCUCACGUGAAAAUGUUUCAGAAUAGUACAUGUUCGAAAAUGUUGCAUUCCCCUUAAGUUCGGAAAUUAGACGAGUAACACAAAUAGCAACCAAUAUUAAAAAUUCCGCAUAAACGUAUGAUGUUCCAGUUAAAAUAAUAGUUUCAGUGUUGAUAUUUUUAAUUCUCGUCAACCCUUAAAGAAAUAUUACACUAUAUUACAAUUUUCAAUUUUCAAUUUUGUGGGUAGACAAAGAUCAUUAUGGAUCAUAACUAGCGUCUAUUAUUCACGGUAUCGAUGUAAUUCAAACUAGAGUUGUUUUUAGAUAAUUGUCUGAUUUUUGUUGAAAAGAACCUUAUAAUAUAUGUGAUUCAAAUAACAAUAUCUUAUAAACUGCUGAUAUUUACUAAAAAAAAAGACUAACAUACUUCACACGAUGAGUGCACCACAUUUGUAGGUGAGAAGUUGGGAAAGUAGAAUAUAGAAGAGAAUUUAACGUACUUUUGUAUACAAUGAUUAUCUCAUUGCUAACGAAAAACGAUUCUGAGCGGAGUUCCGUUGUACUUGUUUUAAAAGAGUAUAGUUUUCAUAAUUUGAAUUAAAAUUUUUAUAAAAAAAAAUACAUCAAACCCAACUUUUUCUUUUUGACCACUAAGUAAAACUUAAAAUGAACCACCUGUUAAAUGUUCAAACAGUUUUGUUUGGUCCAACUGUUUUAUACACAGAGUAUCAACCGAAUAAAAAUUACGUCGAAAAAUUCGCAAAAUUAAAAUAUUUAUAAAUAGCUCAAAUGUUUUGAAAAUUUUACCGUGAAUAGAAAAGUUUUAACUGAAUUAAAAUAAAAAACAAAAUUGAAAAUAAUAAAAGCAUUAUUUUCGUAAACUUUCCAGUUUUUCCUACGGUUUUUUCAAGUUUUUCCCAAGUAUUAUAAAAAAAUCAAAAAAUAACCUCCUUAAGUACGAUAUAGAUAAAAUUCCCUUUCAGGAAAGAUGCUAGACUUGACACAUCGGAAUAAGAUUUCUGGUAGAAUUUUUGCACGCAGUAUAUAAAAAAAAAUAAUAGUAAUAAAUAAAUAUCACUGUAAAGCCAAUACAUUCCUCGCUCCACUCAGAAUCUAAAAUCUAUUCUAUACACUAUUAAUAUUAUUAAUAUUAUUUAGUGAAAAUGUUUCUAAUAUAUGCUAAGUACAGUUAAAAAAAAUCUAUAGAAGGAAUAAAAUUUUAUGGGUUUAUUCAUAAUUUGUGUCGGUUCAGAAAAAUCAAUCGUAAACUGAUUUCGUAUAAACUCGGUUACUUUUAUAAUGGCGUAUAAUUUUAAAAUAUUUUAAAUAUUCAAAUUAAUUAAUAUUAAUAUUUAAUAAACGAUAUAAAUCAAGACCGGCAUACAAAACACUAAUUUUAUCUAAAAACUUUAUGACAAUUCAAUAGACGUAUCACGUAUGUUAACAUUUUGCGUACACCUAAUGUUAUGUUUAUGAUCUGAUACAAGCAUUCAAUGUUUAUGUUUAUAAAAAUCUACUAGUACAAAUAGGUUAUAAACAGUCUUACAAUUCUUAACAUUAAAUUUUUCAUAAAUAAAAAUAUUACUAGUUUGUCUAGAAAGAUUUAGUAAAUAUUUAAUAAUACAAUUUAUUGUAACAUUCAGCCUGGAAAUAAGGUUAUUAAUAGUUCCUCUCCAAAUAGAUAUACCAUAAGAGAAAAUUGGUUGAACUAAAGCUAAAUAAAUAACUCUUUUGUACGAUUUAUCUAAUAUAUAACUCAUAUAAAUAGUUUCAUUAAAUACGUAGAUAAAUUUACGUAAAAUACCAUUAACAAUACAUUUGAUAUGACUGUCCAUUUUAAAUCUAUCUACAAUUUAAAAACGAUCAUUUUCAGAAACGUCAGUGUCGAAAAAAAAAAAUUGAACGUAUUCAAACCAUAUUUCGGGGACGGCACGUAUUAUUUUCCGGGAUUUUGGUACACCGUGGCGGCGGAAAUAGGGAAACGGCGAAAACGAUACGACUGCCAUCACUUUUCCGGGAUAUCCCCGGGGAAUAUCAUAGCAUACAUAUUAUUAUCAUCGUAUUAUUAUUUCCGUAUGCUAUCGAUGAUCGAUUUCCCGGGUCACGGGACCGAGUGAAUCGCGAUGAAUAUUGUUAGCCUGUGCCAAGUCUAUCGCGAAACGCGGACCCGGGCCGGCCGUAAAAAAUGGCCGCCACGCCCGCUAACCCGCAAAUUUUACUAUCCCCUUUGCAAACGAGCACUACCCAAACGAUUUGUGAAUAUAUUAUAAACAUUUAUGUAUAUAUAUAUAUAUACUAGUAGUAUAAUAUUAUACGGGUUUUGGACUUCGCGUUGUAUUUCGCACGUUUCGCCGUAUAUAUUAUGGCCUACACAAAUAUUCCGGAACGCGAACGGACACACAAAAUAUUAUGUUGGCCGACAUAGUAUUACAUUAUAAUACUUCAAGGAUAUUGUUUAAAUCAGAGACGAGCUAGAAUACCCGUAGCUACUACGAUCGACAUUCUGUUCAAAUAUACUUUUCGUCGAAUUUCCACCGAAAAUGGAGACUAUACUAUUGCUAAUUUUCGGGCACUUUUAGCGGUCUCCAUCCAAGACCAAACGAAUUCAAACUCGGGUAGAGUUUUUCCGUUAGCUAGUUUGAAUGAUGACAUUUUAGUUGAAUUUUACUGCCAUUUUGCGAGAAAUGGAUGUUUUUUUUUGGCGUUAAAAGCCCCCGAAAGACCUCUCCCCCAAAAGAAGCCAGGUGUGGGUGAUAUUUCUGUACGAAUAAUGUAUCAAGUGUGUGCCUUUUGGAGGUUCCAAGUUUCAACCCCCUCCCCAACAAUUUUUAAAUUUAGACCGUCUGUACAAAUGUAGAGAGCUAUAAAAAAAUCUUCCGCCAUCAACAUGGUUAAAAUUCAUGUUUGAAUUUGACCAGACUGUCAUCGUUUCAACCAGUCUAUAAAAAAAUUCCAAUUCCUGAGUUUGAGCAUCUUUGGUCCAAAGGGUGCAAUAGUCUCUAUUUUCGAGGAAAACAGAGCGAUUAUCACUAAUGCUAUACAUCACUAUCACUAGUUAAAAUAUACCACAGACUUUAAUUAGCGUGAAAAUCGUUAUAAAAUUAAAUUUUGUCUUCGUCUAAUAUUUGUUAAAAUUAUAUUAUUUAAAACGAGUUAGAGAACAUAAAUCCCUAUGUUGCUAUGCAUAAAAUUAUUAUAAUGGAAACACGGGCGAUAACAUGUAUUAUUAAUUAUUAUUACCUAUUUAAUUGUCCGGUAAAUGUUAAUUUAAUAUUUCGUCUGCUGUGGCCUCUAUUAUUAUAUUAGUAUAUAAUAUUAUACGGCAUAUUCAUGUAUUUUGCAGUCAAUGUUGUAUUUUAUCUAGAUAAAUAUAAUAUAGUUACCUCUCAUUUAUCUGGGAUGAGUAAUGAAAUCAUCUAGAUAAAUCAUUUUAAAUCGCUGUUCGGGUAUAUAUUAGAAAUUGCAGGCAAAAUAUUUAAUUUAUAUAAAUUAUUAAGUUGCAUCUAUUAAGCAACCUUAUUUGAAAUUUAGUUAUAUACAAAAUCUGGUACACUUUUACUACUUUUAACAUUCAGUUUAAUGAUAAAUAUCGAGAAAAAAAUAUCAUUAAAACUGAAUGUUAAGUAUCGAAAAAAAUGUAUUUCUUUUUUUAAGGUGACUAUUUAUUUAUAGAUAACUGAAUGUGUAUAUAUCUUUUAUUUUCAUCUGAAAAAUUAUUUUCUAGUAACGACUUUCGAUGAGUCAUGGCCCAAGUAAUCUUUUUUAUCAAGAAACUUUUAUCGCUGAUAUAGUUAAUAAUUAUAAGUUCAUAAAUAUCAUAUUCAUAGAUACGUGUAAAGCAUUGUGUGAUUUUUCAAUUUACAAUUUACUUACAAUUUUUUGUAAGUACUUUUUAAAAUUGUUUUCUGCACAUAUUACAGUUAAGGAUUAUAGUAUAACGCUGAUCAGAACUAUAGAAAACUGAUUUAAUAGAUCUUGAAUACUAUGAUAUACUCGUACAGUAUAAUAGUACAUAAUACUUAUGGUUUUUGGUGACCCUAUAACUAUCAUUCGAUUGAUCCUUAGGUUUAAAAACACCGUUCUAAAGGUGAAUUAGAAGACUUCUCUUUUUUUUCAAACCAGCAAAACUCUUUCACUCAGAAUUAUAACAAUAUAAUAAAUCGAUUUUGGCAACCAACAGUUUUUUAUUAAUUCGACAUUAAAAUCUACAUUAGAUGAACUAUAUAUUUUUGUUUGUAAACGACAAAGUAGGUAAACUCUAUAAUUGUUAUUUUCACAGAACAAAACAUAUAAAUGCAUUUUGGCACGGUUUACUGCCAGCUGCAACUGUACCACUAAAUUAAAGUUAUUAUGUAGCUGCAAUUCGUACGUCCUUUUCAUAAACCCGAGUAGCAAUUCAUAUUUUAUUUAGGGAUUGGGCCGCAAUUCUCCGACUUCGCUAGCAACGAUUCGUUACCCUUAUCUGGAUAUUCUACAGUUUAUCUUUAUAAUAUACACAACACUGUUUGUGCAUAAGUACAGUAUCGCAUAAAAUAUUAUAAUGAUGUUAUACUGUAUACCGUCAUCGCCGCCGGUGUGAAUUACUCGAAAACAACCGGAGAAUAUAAUAAUAAUAUUAUUAUUAUAUUAUUAUGUUGUGCUCUGGUUUUAUCUCGGCAAGAAUGACCGUCGGCCGCGGCAUAAAUUGUCCGGACAUCACGAGGAACACAGAGAAAACCAUAUUGUACUAUUAUUUAGAACUCCCGGAAAAUCGCUCUCGGGGCUCUUUAGGGAUUUGUCUCGUCCGCAAGAAGGAUCGUCAUCCUUGGCACGAUAUCAAUGAACAUAAAACGCCGCGAAACGCUUUAUUAUGUACCACGUUGGGUACCCCGAAAAACGACCGGACUCUCGGCCUCUGUAUCUUUGUGACGCCACAAAAAACGACCAGAACGUAUGUAAGCUCGUUUAGUUUAGCUACAGAGAUUCCGCUACUUGCGUAUAAUUUUCCAACCUGACCACGAUCCCACGGUGUAAUUACGGCGGAACGUACAUCCGGAAUACAUUAUAAUACGUAUACAAUGUAUUCACUAUGAAUCUAUAUAACAUUGUCAAUGUUUGUAAUUACUAGUAAGUAAGUUACCACCAUUGCCAAGUACCAAAAAGGUUUACCCGUGCGUAUAAUAAAAUAUACGUACAGUAUAGAAGCCAUUUAUUAGAAACAAUCCUGAACCAUGGUGAAAUGUGUCAAUCAAUGUGCCAUUGGUUAUUAUAUUUAUUUAUUUUUACUAUUAAAAAAAAAAUUUUAAAAAGGACGGAUAUACUUCAAACUUAGGUGCAGUUACUGUUGUAAGUGGGAAGCUGGGAAGGUAAGAUACAGACGGGAAUUUAAUGUAUAUCUGUAAGCAACGUUAAACCAUUGCUAACGAAAAAAUUAUUUCAAUCUUUUUUAACCUAAAGAACCAGAUUUUGGUCAUUAUCUCGAAUAUUAAUGAGAAUUUCAAAAAAUGACCUCUUCAAAGUAUCACCCAGAAAACAUUUCCUUUCAGAAAAAAUGCUCUGCUUAGAAAUCAGAAUAAGCUUUCUGGUAGAAAAAAUGUUAUUGCAUAAAAAAAAAUAUAUAUAUUUGUAAAACCAAUAGAUUCUUUGCUUAACUCAGAAUCUAAAAUUUACAAUUAAAAAAUGUAAAACAUAUUUUAUUGCAUAGGUACUUAUAUUGCAUUUUAUAUUACUUAAUAUUAUAUUAUGUAAAAAUGUACCUAUUUAAUGAUGUCUGUUUUUUUGCUUGAUUAACUUAUCGUGGAAUCCGAAUUACUCUUCAUAAGAGCAAAGCUGCCCCCAGCUGCACGGUGUUGAAUUGCUUUCUUGAGAAUACACACUAUGAGGUUCUAGAAUUUCUUUAUUUGAAGGAGGGGGCUCUUGCUGUUUUCUUCUUAAAACAAAUGUCAACUUGUUCAAGUAUUUGAAGAUUCAGAUAGCUUUUUAUUUCAAAUAACCUAUGAAUAACGCGAUUAUAUCAAUUAUCCGUGUUCCUAAUAAGCAGUUUUUAGAACAUCACUUAUAUCGUUUUUACGACCCACCGUUAAUUUUUCGCAAACAACGGCGAUAAAACUUUUCUUAAGUGCAACAAACCCAAGAAUACACUAGAGAGUAUUCGAGGCCAGCUGUUCUAGAAAAUAAUUCAAUUCAUUAAUAGAAAAUUAAUUUUCUCUUCAUAACACUUUAAACGAAAAUUAUUUUGAAAAAAAUAAUUUUAUGUUAACUAGUUAACUUAUGUUAUGUUAAGUGUGAAACACGCAUUUGACCGGGGUUUUUCAAUCAAUUUAAUAACCUUUGUUUUAUAGAAUUUUGCAAAACAUUUUGAUUGAUACUUUCCAUUAAUCAACAAAAUUUAUAAUAAUAAUUUAAAUUUCUCGUAAAAAAAAAAAACAGAUAUUGUCGAGAGAGUAACGAUAUUUAGAUAUUUAGAAGACAUAAAUUAUAUUAUAACAUUAUUAUAAUUGACGUGCCCAGCUCGUCAAUUAUGUUUUUUAACUUAAAUUACAAAGUUUUAGCGUCAAAACUUUGGAUACGGUAUCGUGAACUACAAAAACCUCUUAAUGACGACGAAUAUUGUUAUUAAAUUGCACAAAAAACGAUGGAAAUAAUUUUCAGCGAUAAAAACUAUUCUAUAUCGGUAGCUAUACGUUUAAACUUUAGACAAAUAUCACGUACACAACAGCUUAGUAUUCAAGGUGAUCAACAUAACAUAGUAAAACAUUUAUUAUGUCAAAAAAUAUUAACUUUUUUCGAAAUGUGUUUUUUAGACAAUUUAAAAACAUCCAUGCAGAGGCAGAGUGGCCCAUCUAGAUACCUGGAUUUUUCCAGAUAGACCGAUGCUCUUAAAAAAUUAUAGGCCGACCACAAGUUAAAUAUCUUAUCUUACAUAUUUAAUAAAAUAGACAAUAAUUAUACAACCAGACUAUAAAAUGUUACAUUGCCGAAAAUCGUAAAAAUCAAGGCGUUACAAAACAUGUUUAACCGAACAUCACUUAGAAUUGUAUUUCAUUAGCAAUAAUUUAUCGUUGAAUAUAGAUAUAAAUUAAAUAACUUUAUAUACGCUAACUUCCCAACAUCCCAACUAUGACAGUGGCACAUCACUCAGCCGUAUCAGCUCUUAUUUAAAAUAAUUUUAUUCAAUAUUUACCUGCUGAAGGGAAUUUAAUGUAUAUCUGUAAACAACGAUAAACCAUUGCUUAUGAAAAAACGAUUCUGAGUGGAAUUCAGUUGUUAGUCAUGCUUUGUCAACAAUAUAUAUAUAUGUAAUUUUAUGGUAAAAUAAUUUAAUUGGCAUUUGAUAUUUUUUUAAUCUUUCAAAAAUAAUACUCAAAUGCUAGAAUUCUCUAACUCUAAUAAUGACCUAAAGGUUGAAUGCUAAAAAGUAGGUACUAGUAAUUUAUUUGUGACUGUUGGGUUAUCUAUGCCUAUUUUAAAGCAAAGUAAGGAAUGUAAUGGUUUUACUAUUACAAUUUGUUUUUUUUUAAUUUUUGUCUAUCUGUAAACAACUUUUUUACUAGAAAUCUUUCUCCAAUUAAAAAAUGACAACAAAGCUUUCUAAGUUGAAUUUGAGAUUUACGUUGUUGAUGCAUUCAAGAUAUUAUUCUUUAAUUUACCAACUAGUUUUCAUAAUAAUUGAGAAAAAUACGAAAUUGUACGGAAAUAACAGUUUCAUUAUUUUCAAUUUUUUUUUUUUAUUACAAUUCGACUAUAAAUAAUAAAAUACCUGAAAUGUACACAGAAUAUUUAUAUUGGUCUUAAUGGUAAUACAGCUUUUGUGACUUACACAAAUAAAGGUUAUACUUACUACUAGAAAAUCAUCAACUCGACACGCAAUUUACAUAAUUUUGGUUUACAGUCGUUUAAUAAAAUAUGAAAAUAACAUCGUCGGUCGAGUAAAUAUAAAACUAUCGCAAUACAGAAUAAAUUUAGUUUGAAAAUAUUUUGUGUUACCUUCUGAUAUCUCAUACUAUACAUAUUUUCGAAACGUAUGUACCUAUCUAUUAUUAUCAUAAGAUUUUGAAUUCUUGUGCAAUUUACAAUCCACAUAUUUUUCUAACUGUGAUUAUAUACAGUUUGAUUACCAACUCAUUUUAAGAAUGUUGAUGCAUAUUACAUAGUAGCUGUCCCAUUCGGCGUUGUCUAGACCAAUUUGUUUGUUUUUUUUUUAUUUCAUCUGUAUCACCAGGGUAAUCCAUGAAUAAUCGAAAAUAAAUACAAAUUAGAUAUUCUUACCAAAAAUACCCAAAAACCCUUAUUUACCUCCUUUGGUAUUGAAUUUUCAAAAAUCCUUUCUUAGCAGAUAUCUAUGUCAUAAUAGCUAUCUGUUAUCUGUAUGCCAAAUUUCAGCUCGAUCCGUCCAGUGGUUUGGGCUAUGCGACAAUGAAUCACUCAUGACAUGUUAUUUUAUGUGCAUAGAUAAUAUAUAUUAUAGAUAGAUUAUCUUCUUAAUACUAUACGUUGGGUCAAUUAAUAUAGUAAACCACAUCCGUUUUACUGGCUUCAAUAAAAUUACCAUAAAUCGUAUUAGUUUUAUAACCAUAUACGAGUGAAUCUUAAUAUUAUACACCCAUAUGCACAGACCCGCACCAGAUCUGGUUCACUGGCCGUACCCGGAUUUUUUAUAGUUAAAACAUUAAACUUAACGUAAAUAUUGAAAUCAUUUCACUUCAACCGAAAUAACGACGUUAACAAUAUUGUUUAAAAUACGAAUCGCGUACAAAAUGUAAUCCGUAGGAUUUUCGUAUUUCUAUACGAGUAUUUACACUGCAGAGUUCUUCUGUAUAAUUUUGUUUAGUUGAAUAUUCAAUAUCUAUUCGAGUACAAAUUCAAAACAAUUAGUCCAGUAUAAAUUAAUUAUUUAACUAUUCAACAGUGGACUUUCGCAUUUUAUCGGAACGAGUCACAUUCAUUUCUUUACUUCGUAAUAUGCAGAAAAUGUAUAAUUUAUUGAUCACGAUAACCGCCCGUAUUUAAGAGGUACGUAUAGGUAAUAUUCACGGAAGAAAAAAAUGGAAAUUUAUCAACUUAAACAUAUUCAAAUUCACUAUCGAAUAAAUGCACAAGUAAUCCCGUGUACCAUUAAUAAUUUAUCAUAAGUCAUUUUUAUGUAAGCGUGAUUUAAACUACAUUAUUUCAUAUUUUUAAUAGAACUACAGAAGUUGUAAUUUUAGUAUUUUUACAAAAACUACUGGAUAGUACUAUUAAAAAACGGCACGCUACGAAAUGUAUGAAAUUCUUUAAUGUGCUGUGAAAUUUGGGUAAUUUUGCUGUUGAUACGGAAAUAGUACAGUUGUCCCGCGCCAAAACAGUUAACCGAAAAAUUACACGAAAAUUAUUAACAGACGCGAUAAUAUCGGAAGACAUGAACCGUUUAAAUAUUUGAGUUUAAUAAAUAUUAUUAUGAAAUAUUAUUGAUAGGAAAUUGCAUAGAACGAAAUUCGCGAGAAACUUCCUAACGAAAAUGUUAUGUUCGAAAGUUUUCGGUUGAGUUUCGUCGUUCUAAAACUUACUAAUGUUCUAUCAAAUACAGUAUUCUAAAUUCCCAACAAUACGAUCCGGUAUAGGCGAUAAAUUGUAACUAACUUUCUCUUUCUCGUAUUCUCUCUCUCGUGAACGGGACAAAGUUUUAUAAAACGGACACACGAAUAUUAAUAAUAAUAAUAUAUACAUACAUACAGAGAUCUAAUAAAAUAUUAUUCGGUUCCUAAAAUCGAUGUGAUUUAUUACUGUCCUCUCUCCAAAAAACAAAAUAUACAAAUAUUUACAUAUUAAUUUAGUUGCCUGUAUAUACAUUAUAAUAUUAUACUUAUCAAUAACUUGUAUUUAAAUAGAUAAAAUCGAAUAUCCUAUAGUGAAUUUUCAACAAUUUAGACCAUUUUUAAAAACCGAAAAUGUGUUUUCCGAGAACAAAACUAAAUAAAAGACCAAUAAAGGAUAAACUGUUAAGAAUUCGAAAAAAAAAAAUAGUUCAAGUAAAGUACAAUAGAGUGGAAAUUCCUCAUCUUCCAAUGUGAUUUAUUUCACGUAAUCUUCCAAGGCACCUUACGUGGAAAAAUCGGAACACAAUUUAAAAUUUCGAACAAAAUGACAAACAAAGUACUAUCUGGUGAAAAAUCACAAUAUAUAACAGUCAUAUUAAAAUAAUGUACUGAACUGGUCACUACUGCAUUUGUUACCGCAUACUGUAUGUGCUAUUUUAGACCCUGAUGGUGAUAAAAAUAUUUCCGCCAAAAUCGUCGCUUGUUAUUGUAUAAUACUAUAGUAUUCACUUUACCGAUAAACGGUCAACGUCGCAACAAAAUAUUUCCCGACGAUGACGUCAAAUUCAAAUAUGGUAUAUCAUCAUUCAUCAUUGACAAUUAUAACAAUGUGCGACUAAAAACAUAAUAAUAACUGAAGGGCUUCCGGUCGAAAACAAGAUAAGACAAUGGUUCGUAGGUAUUGAUUUUUCAUUUAUAAGAGACGUGAAGAAAAAAAUGCAAGCGGUAUAGGUAUAGUAUUAAUUUAAACACUCUGUAACCGACCGUCAUUGGUCCAAGUGCAGUUCGUUUUUUAUACGGUUUGUUAACCGAAGCUCGACUUGACCUCGAUACUCGGGGGACAAUAUGUUACACCGAUAUAUUAUAAUAUAAAAUACGUGUGUGUUUUCAUCGAGUAGUCUAACUUUCUAGGUAGGUUGGUAGGCAUUAUUUUCAAACCACUAGGUAUUUCUAAAUUAUAUAUCGUCGGAUGUUUAUAAAUUUUACAAAUUUGUACCAAGAAAACUAUUAUUAUAAAAACUACCAAGGAAAAUCAAGAAACGACCUCCCCCGAUGCGCCAAUUAGAUCAAAAAUUUUACAAGUAAUGUCCUAUAAAGUUUUUGAUUGAAGCAAGAUUUCUGGUAGAAUUGUUUUUUGACAAACAACAAAACAGUGGCUUACAAGGUUAUGCUGCAAGGUAGCCGACAAUGUUAUUAUUCAAAAUGAUUCAUCCAAUUUCAAACGGUUAUUAUAAAUUGUAUCUCAUCAAAUUAUAUAUUAAUUAAUAGAGGGAUAUCCCAAGUUGUUGGUAUUAAUUAAUUCAAUAUCAGAUGCUGUAUGUUGUUCGUGUGACCAAUCGAAACCACAGAAAACAUUUAUAGAUACCAUAAACGAAAUUCCAAAUAGGUACUGAUAUUUUAUUUAACGCCUUUCAACGAGACAUACAUUACUGUAAACCAAUAAGCGUUCCUUUUCGGCGCACGCUUCAACGGCAUCAAUUUGUAAUGUAAAUACACAUAACUUCUUAGAGGAUGCAAAAAUCUAUUGAGAUCCUAUAUGCACAAGGAAAAUAAAACUUAAAUAACAGAUAAAAAAAAAAAAAAGGCUCCGAGGGGAGUUACAUUUACUCCCUGUAAACGCGCCAUUUCUACAAUAUACAUUUAGGAAAAUGCGGAUUUUUGUAAUCUUAUUGAAUUAUUCGGGACUCGAAAACCAAACGUUGAAUAGUUUUGAUACGUAUACAGAGUAAUUAUAUCACACAUAUUCCAUAUAACAUAUAGGUCAACGUGAACUUGAAAUAUUUCGGAAAAAAAAAAACCUUUCUUCUAUUACUUGGACACGAUUUCGGUGUUAUUUUUAACCGAGCGAUGCAAACGCGAAGGGAAUUCGUUUAUAUUAUAAUGUACGGCGUGCUUAUAAUUGUAGCCCGCGAUUUGUAGGUCGUCUGGCGUUCCCGGUGCCGGUGCCGGUGUCCUGCGAAUCAAUAAAACCGAUGAUACUUAUAGACACGCGCGUCUAUAGUACCAUUAGCUCGUGUACAUUAUUAUAGGUGUAUAAAUAAUAACCUAUAUUACAUACAAGAAAAAAAACUCCGACCAUAUAGUAUCAUAUAAAAACGUCUGCAAAUAAUAUUCAACUCGAUACGCGUAGUUUAUAAUACCGUGAUAUUAUAGAAGAUGUUAUACUAUCUAAUAAGGUCCUCGCGGCCGGUCGUGUACAGUGAAAAAAAAAAACAAAGUUUAAGAUAUCUAUAUAAAGAUAAUAACAAGCGAUACUGAGGCUAGAAUAAAAAAAAAUCUAGACGAAGAUAAAAAACACAAUAAAUAUAACGGUUUAAUUAUGUAGACAAAGGUAAAUAACCGGCAACUUUGUAAUAAUUGGGAGAUGGAAGCUAAAACUCCGAGCCACCUAUUUGCGUCAGUACGUGCGACGUCCAUUUGUCUAGGUCAAAGCAGAAAAAAAUAUUAUAAUAUUAUUGUCCACAAUAUAUAUAUAUAUAUAUAUAAAAAAAAAAAAAAAAACGGUGUUUUGACAAUAAUAUUGACAAAGUUGUGAUUUCAGGCGACCGUCGUGCCGUUAGCGUGACAUGGACAAGCGUGAAUACGUGAGGAAAUUGCCUCCGCUGGCCUCAUCCGAAGAUCUCAGUGAGGAUUUAUUAGACAGCCCGGACGCGGACACCAAAAACAAAUGUUUGGAAAACAUCGAGGAAGUGCCGGACACUCCGGCCAAGGCGGCCAGACAGCAGACGUUAUGUUUGGCAAUGCCAAAUGCCCCGAGGAUAGACAUCUCUCGAGCCAGCAGCUCUUCGCACCACGACGACAGUAGUCCCGAGAGAGACUUGUUCGUCGGUAAGUCCAAUAACCAAUAAUGUCGUAAUAUAUAUAUAUAUACACACGUGAUAUCAUUGUCGUACCUAUAAUACAAUAUAAUUAUUAUGUUAUAUUUUGUGUCGUUUGAAAUUUAAAAUUCCGUAUAUCUAACAGUAAUUCUAUUGUACUUUGCUACAGCUAUUAUCAUUAUUUUUGCCGCGAUAGCAAUAAGCCUUUACGACGUAUUUAAGCACAGGUCCCGAUUAGCGAACUCGGCGCGAAUUAUCAUCUCGGAUGCAUAUUAUUAUUUCGUUUGUUGGUCCGGCGCCAGAACGGUAAAUCGUGCUCGCCCGUCGAAAUCAAAAGUAAUUUUUAAGCUCGGUCUAUAAUAAAAACGGAAUGGAACGGCGAAUGGCUAAAAAUAAUUGAUCCUGUACACGCGUCGGGAUGGCGUGAGGUGAGACGCGAAUUUCAGACGUUUAACAGGCCCCCGUUUAUCGGCCGGUUAAAUGUUUACGAUCCGAUUUGGCAGACACGCUAUGAUGUCCGAUUAAACACGGAAUUCUCUAGUAUACGAGCGGCGUACGUUAUGUAUAACGAAUGAAAAAAAAAAAAAUUACGCCGGAUUUAUACGGUUUUUGUAAAAACAGCGUAAACGCGUAUGACGGUGCAGUAAACAACGCACGGUGUAUGUGCUCGAAACGAAAACGGAGCACGGGACGUCGUCGUUCGCAUAACCGACGCCCGUUUGGUUUAUUAGAUUUAUACACAUAUAUAUAUAUAUAUAUUUACACGAUUUAUACAUUAUUUUGUUUUGUUUUUUUUUAACUGUUAUAAUAUUACCGUUGUUGUUUGUUUGUGUUAGACGCCGACGGUAAAUCUGUCGAUUCCGUAAAGUCUUGUCUGGGAUACACGGAAGAGAUUAUACCCGACUUGCACAGCAGUACCGAAGAAUUAAAUUUUCACGACUUAACCGAGUCGGAAAUCCGGAGGCGGCGGUCCAAACUGCAGCCUCAAUACGCGGUAUAUAUUUAACAAACAUUUAAUAACCUCGUAUUGUCGCUAAUGUCUUUACAAACAUAUUAUAAUAUUGUUGUUUAACGCGAUAAUUUUCCUCAAAUCGCGCCGUUUCGUUAUUCCGGCCGCUUUUUUUUUAACAUAGAUACGAUACUUAUCUACGUUUCAAACACAUAUAUCAUCCAAGCCCCGUCUAUUUGAGAAUUGUUUUCUUAAACAAAACAAAAAAAUAACCACCUAAUACUAUAAUUAGGUGAAACUAAACUUCGAGAAAAAAACACUAUUUAUUACAUUAAGAACAAUUAUUAAAGUUGAUGAAAAUAUUAUUUUUAGAACAUAAUACAGAGUGUCCCAUCGUGUUCAACGGAUUUUUAUAUCUCUCUUAAUAUUCAAUUUUUCAACAUUUUUUUUUUCAAUCAGAAUUCCUUUCAGGAGGAAUAUAAAUUGUUUUCACACCAAUUUUCUAGAAUUUCAAUCUGCUAUUACUGUAAAACUAUUGAUAUGUACCUAAAUAUGAUGUACUAAAAUUUUUAGAAUAACAUUUAUCCGUAAAUGGCUAUUUCAAAAAUGUUGAAAAGUGAACAAAUAAAUUUAUAUAUUUUAAUUAAUUAAGGGGCAAAAAUAAAAAUUUAAUUUUUCUCUAAAUACAUGCUCCCUGAAAGAAAAUUCAAUUGAAAAACUUGAAAACAAAAAGUUUAAUAUUAACAAAGAUAUCAAAAUUUAUCGAAUUGUCUUCUAAAUUACACGUAUACAACUACUUAAUUAUCGUUGGACUUUCAGUAUCUUACCAUAGUUAUACCUACGCGUCUAUUGACGUUUCAACAUCAAAACGAUUAUAAUUAUAUUCAAUUUAAAUAACCAAUAUUUUACUAUAUUAUUAUAAAUUAUUAAUAGAUAUUAUUUUAUUUACAGGUUUCUGACGCUACUAUGGACACAGAUUUCGCCGCUGACCGAAGGGAUACAGCUAGCGAAUCAGGUUUCCUUUGUAUUAGUGGUCGUAGUAGCCGGGUCUCUUCAGUAGGUUCAGUGCACUCUACAGCUUCUAUAGCUUCUGCAGCAUCGCGUUUAUCUGCUGCAUCAAAUUAUUCCAGUUAUUCCAGAGCUUCCCGAGGCUCUUCGCCGCAUAGAGUACUCUUGGAGACAUCAUUCUGUGGUCCUAAAUCACCCGAGCACUUUGCCAACCGCCAGCUGGUUCUCAGCAACGACGACGACGACGAUCUUAGCGAACCAACCGUUAGGCCAAAAUUAGCUGACAUAGAAACACAAACCGAAAGAAGACCGAAAAAAGAACACGCGGAUUCUGUGAAAAAAGAAAUAAAAAAAGAUCAAGUGAAAGAAAAAGUGAAGAGAACAUCGUCAAAGGCUAAAGAACUAAAAGAAACAAAAGAAAUUAAAGAAACAAAAGAAAAAAAAGAAAUAAAAAAACCAAACAUGGAAAAUAAACCAAAAGAAAAGCAGACUAAGGAGAAACCCACUGAAAAAGUAAAAGUCGUUCUUGAUAACCCAAAAACGCAAAAAUUUGUACCAUUGGAAAGUCUUGAUGAUGAUGACGUAGAAAUAAUUCAGAGUAAUAAUCCUAAACAAGUCCCGACAGCUAUACCACGCGAAAAUUCCUCUCGUCCUAAAAUAUCUACAGGGGAAAAUCAAAUUUACAUUCCACUAAAUCCUGAUCCAAACGAACAAGUGUCUGCAAAUCCAACUAGUCCUAAACGGUUAAAACCGUUUACAAACAAAACAUUAGUGAAUUUUAUUAACAGAGACCCAGCUACUAUUGAAUCUAGAAGAAUAAGGAGACCGGUUAGAUCGGGCUCACCCGGAAUCAGAGAAGAAUUUCAAAAAUUCAUAGCAAGUACAGAUGAAGAAGCCGACGGAACACCAAUGAAACCCGUCAAGUUAAGAAAACAAGUAAGUGUUGACAUGACUAAAAGGAAAUCAAUAGACCAAGACUGCUCUUCCAGAUCUAUGUCACCAUCGAUAUUUGAAGAAUUUCAAAAAUUUAUUUCUGAACCAGAGGAUGGAGAUUUAAACGUAACUAAACUUCAAUCGAAAAAUCGUUGCUCGGCCAUUUCAAUUACGAGCCGUGAAGUUCAAUCUGUAGUCGGUGCAGGAUUAACAGAUAGUCCUAAUCUCGGAAGAUCUCUAUCGCCGUCAAUACACGAAGAAUUUCAAAAAUUUAUGACACAGCCGGAUGACGAAGAAAAAGGUAUUGUGCACAAAACAUUGCCUCAAUCCACAUACAAAAAUCCAAUCGAAGGUAGUCCUUCAUUGUCAACUUCGAGUAAUAUUCGUUCAAUCUCGCCAAGUAUUUAUGAAGAAUUCCACAAAUUCAUGGUAGAACCGGAAGGGAAUGACAAUCUAUUACCCCCUCCGCCGCCGAGAAAACAUGAUAAUGAUUUACACCCAGACGAAGCUCCUACAAGUAGAUCUGUAAGUCCGGGAAUACUCGAUGAAUUUCAAAAAUUCAUUAAUCAACCCGACGAAGAUGUAUCGGGCAGAAAAAAAUGUGACCCUGCGCCACCCGCAAAAAGUCAACAGAUGAUUAAAGUUCAAGUGCACUGUACUCCGGGAAGUCCGCCACCGGGACAGGUUAUCAUCAAAAAUUCAGGAAGGCCUAAGUCUGACGAUCUAGUGAAAAUCAUACCACUUAAAAGUGAAGAUGACGAUUCGGGUCAACUACAAUCCGUCACUUCGUCGCAAGCUCAGAUCCUCAGGAGGCGUUCCGAGUCUUCCAAGGAAGCCAGACCGAAAACCGGUAACCAAUAAAAUUCCCCAAAAUCGGUUUUUGUUCGGCACCUUACUUUUUUUUUUUUUUUUUUUAGUUGUUAAACAAAUCAUUAUAACCCAGUGCUUUCUUAACUGCUGUUUUUAUAGUGCGCGUAACAGAAUUAAUAUAUUUUUUGAUAAGCUGAUCGUGAUAACUAAUUAUUAUAUUUACACUUGUUAAUAUAGCAUUUAAAUAUUUAAUGUUCCAUACUAACAUGAAAAAUUAACAUAAUUAACAUGGUAUUUUGAUUACGUAAUCCUUUUUCUUUUUCGAAUUCACUAAAUUUCAUGUUGUAUGGGAAAAUAUUUAAGAAAUGUAUUAAUCUAUUAACGUAUCGAAUAUAAUUCGCUCUAAUGUAUCAGUUUAUUUCAUAAAAAUUUAAUUAAUUUUUAAAAAUAUUCACUUAACUAAAUCAAUAUUUUCAUAAAAAUAAGAAAAGUUUAUUUUUCAUUUAUUAUUUAUCUCUAUCAAAUUUUCUAAGAAAUAAUAUUUAUUAAUUCCAAAUGUGAUAAAUAUACAUUAAUAAACAUACCAAAAACAUAAGAAUAUAAAACCAUUCAAAAUCCAUAAAAUAAUCGUUUCUUAUUAAUCGUAUCGUUAUUAUUCCAUGUACAUUUCUUAAACUUUGAUUAUUUUUAUCUAUUAUAAUAUUAUGUUAUACUUUUAUUAUUGAAUGAUUGAAUGAUAUUCAAUAUUCAAUUACUUACACUAAGGAGCUCUUUUAGGCCUAGGCGCUCUAAACAUAAUUAGACUGACUUCUCACUAUUUAGGAGAUUAGGGUCAUACAUAGUAAGACUGAAUGGCGCGUAGAACUCAUGAGCUAGUUAAAAUUGUAAAAAACAAAAACUAAGCAAUAUAAAUGAAAAACAAUAAUAAAUACUCAUAAUUAUAAUAGCUAUUCGAUAAGUCUUAGGAGAGAUUUUAGUAAUUCCAUAGUGAUAUUAUCAAACACUUUUAUAAAUAUAUAAUGAUGUAAAUCGGAUAUAAAUCGGAAGUCCUCCUGGGGUGUUGAAAUGCGAAAGAAUCUACAGAGGAAGGACACUCUCGUCGAAGACGUACAGAGGCCUACUCGCUCGCCAUCCCAAUUAGUUUCCCGUGUGUUAUUUACUAUCUACUAAUAUUUAACUAGAUUUCAAUAUUCUGGACGAUGUUUUAAAUAUAUAUAUAUAUGUCUGUACUCUAGGGACAUUGGAUAAAUCUAAGGACCGCAGAGGAUCCAGUCGGUCGCUAUUCGGAUCACUCCUACAACGAGCUAGCAGUUUCAGAAGCAUAAAUAAGAAAUCUCCAAAACGGCCUAGCGCAUCUGAGUUUAUUGAUAUUGAUCCGAAAUUCACUAAUGUCGAAUUUAAAUUUAAUCAAGACGUGAGUGUAUCUAUUGCAAAUGAAUCCAGUGUAUUAAAAGCGAAUUCUUAUUACUUAACGUUUUCACCUAUGUACGGUUUUUAGAUCGAGAAGGACACGGUUAUUAUUCCGUUGCAUUCUCCUAAUGAUAGUCCCGAUGAACUCGUUGUUAGCGAUUCUGAUUCGAAUAUCACCAGGGCAGUUGUUCACGUUUCGUAUGAUCCUAAUCGGGUUCAAGAUUCGCCAAAUAAUCUAAUCGACGACACGGUAAUCAAUAAUAACAACGUGCUUAAAGAGUCUAUCGAUAAAGUUAAUAAUGAUGUUAUCGAAAAUAACACAGAAAAUAUAAAAAUUAUCAAAGAUAACAUAGACAAUAAUAACGAAAACGACUGUGCUAUGGUGAACAAUUUAGUUAGACCCGAAGAUUCGUCACUGUCGCCACAAUUGAGUAGGUAAAUAACUGUAUUUAAUACAACGGGCUUGGAUGGAUUUUUUUUUUUUUUAAACAGUCUUCGAAUUUAAAAAUAAUGCGCGUGCAAACGAAUAACUAUACGAUUUGUUUAACAGAUCGCUGCAGGAUCCGGAUCCACUGCACUCGGCUAACAGCGAUGACACGUCGCCGGACUCGGAAGUGAUGUCAUCGUUGUCAGUUACCGCCACCGAAGAGGAGAAGAAAAUACUGUUCGGCCAACCCAAUUCGGUGGAAGAGGAACUGCCGAACGUGCCGACCACGCUUCCGCUGGAAAGGUAAUCGCCCCGAUUGUGUGUUCAUACGCGUUCACGUGGAAUACAUGAUACAUGCUUAUUCAAAGGUCGGUAGCCGUGCCAAUUAUACCGGUCAAGCACCGCAAGAUCGCGGAAACGAAGACCUGUUCGCUGGACCGGCCGACUCGGUGCGGCACGCCUAUUUCUUCCGACUUGCCGUCGGGCUUGGGAACGUACGCCAUCGCGGCUGCGUUCGAGGAAGCGCCAACCGUCACCUCCAAAAUACAAAUCACACUUCCGAAGUAAGUAUGCGCUCCCAUCUUGACCCAUCUCACAGCCCUAAUCUCGUUCUCGUCAGUAACGUGACUUACAAAAGUUUGAUUCGAGAGUAAAGCACGAUUUUCCGGGCCCUUAAAAACUACAAUUUUUGACGAGUCUUUUUUUCUGCUUGUUCGGCGAAAGCGAAAAUAACAAGCAAAAAAUAAAAAGGACGGACAUAAUUCGUACGAUGAUAGAUGGGCUACUGUUGUAGGUGAGUAGUUGAGAAGGUAGGAUAUAGAGGGAAAUGUAAUUUAUAUUAUCUAUACGCAACGAUAAACUAUUGCUAACGAAAAACGAUUCGGAGCGAAGUUUCUUUUAUACAUGUACGUACAUAUUCUCGUUUUUCCUACGUGUUUCCUCCCCAUUAUUAUGAAGACCGUUUGUAAAAUCAAAAAAUGACAUCUCUAAAAUACCAACUAGACAAAAUUUAUUUUCAAAAAAAAUGACACAAUUGAUACAACAGAGCAAGAUUUCCCAUUGAAAAGUUACUCGCAGUAAAAAAACGAACGUCAUUGUAAAACCAAUACAUUCCUCGCUACGCUCCGAAUCUAAAAAUGUUUUUAUAAGUUCAUCAAUUAUAGUCGUCGAUGAAAUAGCACCAUAUAAUAUGGUUUGUUCACCCAUCGUUCACUAAAAAAAAAAACCAACAUUAGUACCAAGGGCCCCUUAGAUUCUCUCUUCCGCAUUGCAACAGAACACGUUCCCCUAAUUGGCUUUUUUUUAUUCUUACGCUGUAAUUAUUGUCACUCGUGGUGAUUGGUAAUUACCCAGUAAAUAUUUGUACAGGUAAUAUUUUUAAUGUAAUAUACAUACAAGCAACAAAAAUUGUUACAAACAUUAUAAGAUUAAUGCAAACUAACAAAUGACGAUAGACCGUAAAUACAGUUUAUGGUUUAUAUAAGUAUAAAUGAAAUAAAAUAAAAUAAGUUUUGACUACAAGUCAGAAACCAUAAAUUGAAUAGAUUACUUGAUAAAUGAGCAUAAAAUUCAAUAGCAGAAAAAAAAUUGAAUACCAUAUUUUGGACGGGUAAAUACCCUCAAUACCUGUAUAUAUAUAUAUAUAUUAUAUCCAUUAUACUAGACGGACGAAUUUGUUUUACAGAAAAUCAUUAGUCUCGAAGAAACCGGCGUCUUCGUUGACCGAAUAGUGUAAUUCGAAAUUUUCAGACAUUUCCAACAUAAAAAAAAGGUACGGAAAAGGUCCUAAUUGAUUAGCAUAAUUUAUUAUUAACGGCAUACUAACAAGCGUGUAUAAUAUAAGUAAUAACCAUUAUAUCUAUAUUAUAAUAUACCUAUAGUAACUACUAACUCUACCUUUGAAGUUUUUAAGUAAAUAAAGAGUAUGUCUCCUAAUUAACUACUUGAUUCGCGUAUUCGACCUACUUCGCCUUUUUUUUCUUUCUAUGAAUCUUUUUAUCGUAAUUUCUAAUCCACAGAGCUUUAACAAACACACUUCUUUCUUCUCAUGCUUAUUCAUUUGUUAUACGAUCAACUUCCUACCCGAUUUAAUUUUAAGGAUUCUCCUAUAGCAUCACGCCUCGAAUACAAGUUAUUUUUUUUUUUCUUCAACCUUCCCUGUUGUUUGUGACUCGCCCCCCGAAAAGAGUUACGCUACAAAUAUACGUCCUUAAAAUGGUAUGGUUUUCCUUAUUUUCAUAUCUACAUUUCUGGCAGUAAGUAGACACCUCUUGUAUGGGUCCUUACUACCUACCUGCCUACUUAUACGUGUAAUAAUUAUAAGGUUUACCAUGAAAAUAAACAUCCAAUCUAAUCUAUAAGUACGAACAAAUACCCCUUGUGCACACUUGGUUCCUUUGGUCGUCGGUCGAGACUUCGCGAACGGUAGACAGUGAAUAAUUUUACAUUAUUUGUUUGUUUGUUUGUUUUUUUUUUUAAAAAAGAUUCAAAAGAACAACGACUGUCCAACAGUCAUCGCCGCCGGACGACACCGCGGCGGGUAACCGCAGCAGCAGCAGCGACCCGCCGAAGCGGCGCAGAGCGCGCAGCGUGAACAUGCCGACGGGCUGUUCGCGGAGCCGUUGGGUCGACUUUGACGACGACAACGCCGCCAACGAGGCAGCGUUCAUGUCGAGAUCGCCCAGGAAAAUCACCGUCCUGCCCGCUUCCAUGCGCCCCCGCCGGAGGUCGUCGUCGUCCGCGAACGUCGACUCCCGGUGCGGUUGCGACUGCCAUCACGGUCAUCACGACACGUGGCCCGCCGUCACCAGGAACAGGAGCGACACGACUUAAAACGAACAAGACUCUCGUCCGUUUUAGUAUAUUAUUAAUUAUUAUUAUUAUUAUUAUUAUUAAAUAUUAUUAAAUAUUAUUAUUAUUAAUAUUAUUAUACUACUUAUACAUUUCAAAACAAAAACAAAAAUUAAAACAAAUUUAUUUAUGUAAAUAUACGAAACCGGUUUACGCUGUACUAUAUUAUUUAUUAUAAUAUACGCGCGAAUUUAAUAGAUAAUAAAUAUCAAUACUGUCGCGUCGGAGUCUCACGCAUACUCGCCGAGUAUCCUGUUUAAGUAGGUACCGGUAUACAAAAAAUGUAUAUUUAUUAAAAAUUAACGGUUAAUAAUAUUGUAUACGCACUGCCAAUAUUAACAAAAUAUUAAGGUCAACGACGAUUUUACGACGGCCAAGUGCAUUAUCCCAGUGAUAAGACACUUGCGCCCCCUCCCCCCUCGAAAAAUAAAAACAUUUAUAAAAUCUUUCGUCGGCCAUUUUUUUCACUUUCCAUUAUUUUUAACUAAAUAACGUAAACAUUACCCGGUGGCGUACACGUGAUUUCUGAAAGGGGUUACCGAAAACGCGACGCCGAUGGGGCCCCCCCUAUCCCAGAAGAUAAAUCCUCACCGCUCUCUCACGACACAACAUUUUCUCUCACCCCGAAGAUAUUUUGGCAGUUCUUAAUUCGUUCGCAACAGUUCGGGAAAUGUCGUCUUAAUUAAACCGAAUAUUAAAUUAUUAUUUAAAUUUUACGACGUACCGCGACGAUCAGUGGCGUGUCCAGGAAUUUCAACGGGAGGGUAUGUGACGAAUAAUGACCGUAUAUUGUCUAAUCUUCUUUUCUGCUCAACUCGACUAUGAGAAUUUAAAAUCCGGAUACAAAAAAAAAACCAAUACUUAAUCAAUACACCAAACUUUUCCUUGCAACUGGGCUGAAAUAUUACGUGCCGACAUAUUUCCAUUAAAAUUAAAUUUUACGAAAUAAAUACACACAAUUAUUGUGUUUUCGAAUCAACGGGAGCAGCAGGAAGAGAUUACUUCUAACCGGCGCACGCCACAGCCGACGAUACAAACAAAAAGCUAUGUGGGAGGUUUGACUCCCGUCUGAUAAACAUCUCGAAGAGAGGUGGGGGAGCGAAAUAGGGAAACUGUCACGUCUGGGUUUUUAAUUCCUCUGUGUAUAAUAUGAAGUGUUAAAGUUAAGUUUUUUUGUGAAAAAAAUUUAUAUUUACCUAUAAAGUAAUUUACCAUUGUCCCAUGCCCCCUUGAAAAAAAGCGUUUACUGAUGUCCGCGAAACACCCACAACCCCCGGCCGCGUGCGAUACGCCUUUGACGAUACCUACUAAUUUAACAAAAAAAAAAAAACAAUAAAAAUCUCCCAUCAAUUCGUUUUCAUAAUACUAUUUCGUUGUUUACGCGCCCGUCGAUACAAUACAAUUUUCAUGACACGUGUUGAGAGUUCCUGCGAGUCCUGGCAUAAACGAAAUCACGACAUUUUUUUCUUUCCCACCCCCGCCCCCCGCCACCUACAAAACGCUGUUCAACACAACGUUUUAUCGCAAAAGGGUAAAUUCGAUAUUUCCGUAGAGUUUUAACAAAACGAUCCGAGACGUUAGCAGACACUCGACACGGGUCGAUCGAGGAACUUUUCCCGCCCGAUUAAAAUAUAAUAAUAUAAUGUUUGUUUAUUUAAUAUAUAUAUAUAUAUAUAUUUUUUUUUUCUGUAUAGAAUCUUUUAACAUGUUUUAGAAAAAAAAAAAAAACUACGCAAUCGAAUGUAUAAUAUGUUAUACAUUGUAUUCAUUAUUAUUAUUAUUAUUAUUAUUUAUUGUUAAGUUUUAAAUCUUAGAUGUUUUAGACGAAUAAAAAAAAAAAAAAAAAAAAAAAAAAAUAGAAUAAAAGACAUCAAAUAGAUUAUCAUACAUUAUUGCAAUAAUGCAUUAUGUUAAAUAUUUUCUACUCAUUUUAUUGCCCGUAUACAUUAUUAUUAUUAUUAUUGUAUUAUUAUUAUUAUUAUUAUUGUAUUAUUAUUAUUAUUAUUAUUAUUACAUAGAGAUUAUAUAGAUAAUCAUUAUCAAUUGUUCAUGUAAUAUUAUUAUUGUCGUCCCGUUAUGCUAUACACACCGGCCCUAUUCGCGAUUGUUCUGAGCACGUUUUGCGUGAAUUUCCGUACUACGGCGGCAAUUUCCGGCGAACAUUCUGCGCCGCGCCGUGACGAAACGGGCCCCCCCCCCCACCGUGUACAUCCUCGGUGCCCGGCGGACGCGGCCGUCCCCGCUGGACCCUUCUCACAUCCGGGCCCGCCUAACGUUGUUAUUAUUGUUACGGCGUUUCUCGGGGUUUCAAGACCGUAAGUUUGCCGCCCGGACGAUUUUGACGUGAAUAGUAUUUUAGUGUACCGGAGAACAAAUUGUGGUAAAACGAGCGGUGUUUUAUUUUGUUUUUUUUUUUUUUCAUGCAGACUAACCGCAAUAUACAAACAUAGGAAUUGUACUUAUACAUAUAUAAUACGUAUUACUGAAUAUUAUAAAAAAAAAAAAUUUUAAAAAAAUUAGCGUAAUAUUAUGCUAAAAUAACUUAUACUCUAAUUCGGCUCAUUCUUAAAUAUUAUUAUUAUUGUAUUUUAUAAUAUUAUUAUUUAAUUUUUUUCGAAACAGAUUUUAUUAUUGCAUGAUGGAAUUUAAUCCAUUUAAUACGUACGUACGCGAUUAAAAUAAAAAAACAAAAAAGUACGACUGAUUUAUUUCUAAUUUUUAACCCUAAAUUGUACAUGGAAAAAAAACAUGUUAUUUUAUACUUGUUGUUAUUUGUGUAAUAAUUAUGUAUGGCAGAGAUUAAAGCGAAAACAAUAUUGAUAUUAGCCUAUUACAUUUUAUUUUUUUCUUUGCGCCUCGUCCGUUUACAAAAAUGUGUCUGAAUUUAUUAUUUUAAUUUUUAGAUUCUGAACAAAUCGAGAAACGUAUUGGGUUAACUGUGAUGUUAGUUUUUUUUUUUAUAUUGAAUCAGGCGUUGUUUUCAAAAAUUGACCCCUUGACGAGAUAUUCCACUAUUAAGUUUGGGUAAGUGGAGCAUUAAUUAUGCGUAAGCACGUAGCAUGACGUUUACCUACUUCAUCAAUUUAUACAAUUUUUAAUAUAGAUAGAGCUAUUGCCAUUUAAAAUUAAAAGUAGUCGUUAGAUAGUCGUUUCAACUUCCAUAAAUAAGGGCGUCAAAAAAUAACGUCGAUGUAACAUUUUAUAGCUUCUCGCUUCUUAAAAUAUCAAAAAUAAAAAAAAAUUGAAAAAAUUUAAUACCUUUCGAAAUAUCAAAUAUAGUUACAUAAAUGGAUCACUCUGUAUAUAUUAUAGUGAAAACACAAGUCAGGAAAGCCCACACUGCGAACGUGCAAAGUUCUUAGCUUAUAAACGUAUCUUAAUUUUUAAACAAUAAACUAUAAUUCCAUCUACAAUAUUCAAUUAAUUUGGAAACCUAGUAUAUUAAGCGUAAAUAUGAAAUCAUAAAUAAAUUAAAUAUUUUCAAUUUGUAAUAGUUUACUGGACAUUUUCUAAAUUCUUAAGGGAUGUAUACUUUGGUGAAUAACUACCUUUUUUUCUGAUUCUGAGUGUAGCGAAGAAUGGAUUGGUUUUACUA